AUGUCUAUCAAAAUUUAUGGAAACCUCACCGUUACCGGAAACCUUUCCGUCUCUGCCGUCUCUUCUUGUUCAAGCGGUAAUUCCAGUCACAGCGCCCCGGUGACAGCUAUCGAUUCUAAUGACCCUCAACCAGCAGAGAACAUAUUGGUAGAAAAUCCACCUGGGCAGGACCGUUCAACACCGGUAGCUCAACCAUCAAGAGAUGAUCCUGGCACCCCGCGUCGCGCAUCACCCAGAAACCAUCCUGAUUCUCCCCGUCGUCGAUCACCCCGAAACCAUCCUGGUACCCCACGCCGUCGAUCAUCUAGAAUCGCCAGAAUUGCCGAGUUCAGGUACCGACCAAUGCGCUUACAAAGACGUCCACUUCCCGCUGCUUAUGAGAAUCACGACGUCUGGACCAAAAUACGGACCUUACCAGUCAACCUUCUCCCAUACCUCUCGCCUGGAUGGCUGCCACAUUGGACCACUCGAGAUCUUCUUCGACAGAUCAUCUGGCACUUUGAACCAAGGCAGCGCAUCCCCUGCCGCACUCUCAAAGCAGAAAUUAUUGACCUCUUUGAAUAUCUUGUUGUCAAUCAGUACGGUGCAUACUAUGGAAUAUAA
Messenger RNA from Melampsora larici-populina 98AG31, 603 nucleotides. RefSeq lists its product as uncharacterized. NCBI's taxonomy places the organism in Eukaryota, Fungi, Basidiomycota, Pucciniomycetes, Pucciniales, Melampsoraceae. The record is from RefSeq and is a predicted model, not a curated record. The transcript has a single exon. The coding region runs from base 1 to 603 and encodes 200 amino acids.